Molecule: messenger RNA, 1149 nt
Organism: Centruroides sculpturatus (bark scorpion)
Lineage: Eukaryota; Metazoa; Arthropoda; Arachnida; Scorpiones; Buthidae
Exons: 6
Coding region: 66-1073 (335 amino acids)
Source: RefSeq, a predicted model, not a curated record
UUUUAUUUAAUAAUUUGAAUCUCUUUCAGAGUGGUUCUACAGGAUCUGAACCUACUGAUACACCUAUGCAAACGGAUCAAGGAGGUGAAGCAGAAAUGAGAGAGACUCCACAACAGGAAGCUCAACAACAAGAAUCUGAAGCUUCACGUGAAACUACAUCUUCAGUUGAAGAAUCUCUUACUGCUGGUCUUUCUUCAAUGUUUAAUAUUCCUGGAAUUGCCAUUCUUUCAUCUCAAAGUGGUAGUAUACCAAUUACAACAGGAGCUGCUCCUAUGACUAACACUGAUGCAACAGAAUCGAAUCAAAACACCUCUUCUGGCGGUUCUUUGAGAUAUGGAGAAGGUUUGGCACAAGCUGCUCGUGCAGCUGUGGCGGCUGCCGUAGCAGCAGCAGCAGGUGCUGCAGCAGCUGCAGCUAGGGCAGCUACUAAUGCUGCAGGAUUCACUCAAGGAUCAACUACUUCAACUGGCACACGAAAUGCAACUGGAAGUGCUACUUCAAAUGGAAGCAGAAAUAUAAAUGGAGAUGUUCAGCCAAAUUUACGAGAGUCAACGGAGACAUCUAACAGAAGUACUACACAAAAUCAAACAAAUAACUCUUCAAGUAGUGGAACAGCACCAAAUCCCAGUGGCAGAUCACGUCGUGAAAUUAUCCACCCUCCUACGACAGCAUUAGCUUCGUUAUUGGAUGAUCUCAAUCGAUUAAAUACCAGAUUCCAACCAUUUCUGCAGAAUUACUCUCAGCUGUUGCGAGAUGAUCCUGAUGUUGGCUCCAAUCCAGCAGAAACACACAAUAUGUUUAAUAAAGUUUCUAGAGUACUUCACUAUAUAAGUCAUGCUUAUCAUUCCAUUAGUGAUCUAACUGUUAAUUAUAAUCUUGCACCACCUCGCACACUCCGUGUCCAGGUGAUGCCGUCGUCACAACCAACUACAGUAUUUCAUACAACAGUACCAGUUCAGGCUCAGAUUAAUGUUACAGCUGGGAGAACUAGAAAUGGCAUGUCGUCAUCAUCUUCGACACCAGCCAGUGAAGUAAGGAAACUAUCAUUGAAUGAUUUUGCCAUUAAGCUGUAAUUGUGAUAUAUCUAUUUCUGAUUUACUCUAAAUCACUUUAUUAUUUCAAUAAUUGCAACUUUUUCAUUUCUCUCAG